Molecule: messenger RNA, 1725 nt
Organism: Scheffersomyces amazonensis
Lineage: Eukaryota; Fungi; Ascomycota; Pichiomycetes; Serinales; Debaryomycetaceae
Exons: 1
Coding region: 66-1712 (548 amino acids)
Molecular function (GO): catalytic activity
Source: RefSeq, a predicted model, not a curated record
UAAGAAAUAUCUGAUUGCAUUCAUUUAACUCAAGAAUGAGUGAUAUAUAACCGUUGAACAUUACCAUGACUAUUAGUUACUCACAGCUAGAAGAAACCAAGCGGAUUUUCGCUGACUUACUUUCUUCAAAUAUCCUUCCUACUGAGUUUGUAGCAUUAGCCCCACAAAUCAAAUUCUAUAAUGAGUCCACUCAGCUUACAGUCCCAUGCCCUUUAAAGCAAACUGAGUUAAUUUCCGCAUUAAAAGGCCUUGAAGCAUUAAUUGCCUUAAAGAUGAGUCAAGUUAGAUUUGAAUCCACUGGAUCAGCCAGCAUAGAUCUUCAACAUGCUUUGUUAUUCCUUUUCCUGACAUACUGUUCGUCUGUCAAUGGAUUCUUUAAAGGUGAUAAAAAAGAAGUCCUUAAAUAUCUUAAACAUACUGACUUGAAUCAAGCACAAUCCGAUCCUUACCGUAGAAUGUCAGCUAACUUGUACCGUACCAAGGAUAAUCGUUAUUAUCAUAUUCAUGGAUCUCUAGAUGCAACAACAACAUUGAAGAUGAUAGGAUUACCGCCAUUCCAACAUGGAUUAACUGAUUAUCAAAAGAUAGUAGAUAUAUAUCAAAGCAAACUUGAUGAAUUCAAUUGUGAUCAAUUAGAAGAAUUAAAUGUUAAGAACCGACAAGCCGGAGUUGAAGCCCUCAAACGUGAAGAUUUCUUGAAGACUCCCCAUGGUGAAACUAUCAGCUCCAAGCCAAUUUUUGAAAUACAUGAAUUAGAAACAGAGACUCCUCCAGUUCCAUUUACAUUAGUUAAAGACGAAAAGCCCCAAAUUCUUUCAGGAAUCAAAGUUCUUGAAUUAUGUAGAAUAAUUGCUGGCCCAACUAUAGGAAAAAUUCUUGCUGAAUAUGGUGCAACUGUAAUUAAAGUUACUUCUGAUGAAACUUUACCAGACGUGCCCUUUUUCCAGGUUGAUGGUAACAUGGGAAAACAUACUACGAACCUUAAUCUCAAGGAGAAUGAAGAUCGUGUUAAAUUUGAAGAAUUACUAGAGGAAGCAGAUAUUGUGAUUGAUGGAUACAGAACUGGAGUAAUCGAAAAAUUAGGGUUUGGACGUUCAAAAGUUACUGAAUUAGCCAAAAGGCGUGGGAAGGGUUAUAUCUAUGCAUCUGAGAACUGUUUCGGAUUUAGUGGGGAAUGGCUGGGACGUCCAGGCUGGCAACAAAUCGCCGAUUGUGUAAGUGGGGUUGCUUGGAUUCAAGGUCAGGCACUCGGAAAGAAUGAACCUAUGAUUCCACCCUUUCCUAUGAGUGAUUAUGGUACAGGUUGUAUUGUAGCCAUUUCUAUUUUGCUUGCAGUCUAUAAGAGAAAUGCAGUGGGAGGAAGUUACUGGUGUAACUCAAGUUUAGUACAAUAUGACUUGUUAUUAAUGAAGCAAGACAUAUACCCCAAUGAAAUUUGGGAAUCUAAUGUCAUUAAAAAUCCAGUAUUUGCUCCAUUUAAGCAAUUGAGAUAUUAUGAUUCAGUAGAUCAAAUUUCUGGUGGAGCUCUUGCUAUUUUCAAACAAUUGAAUCCAGAAGCUUUACAAAACGAAGAUUAUUUCACUUCAUUAUUCUCUGAUGGGUUCAAUGGUAUGAUCAAAGUUCUAAAACCAGUCGUCGAAUAUUCUGAUAUAGAGGUGGGGUAUAAAUGUUCUAGUAGGCCAAACGGAUUCGAUGCCCCAGAAUGGUGGUGAACGAACUCAAAAG